This is a messenger RNA of Paraphaeosphaeria sporulosa, 1878 nucleotides long. RefSeq lists its product as uncharacterized. NCBI's taxonomy places the organism in Eukaryota, Fungi, Ascomycota, Dothideomycetes, Pleosporales, Didymosphaeriaceae. The transcript has 3 exons. The record is from RefSeq and is a predicted model, not a curated record. The coding region runs from base 376 to 1437 and encodes 353 amino acids.
GCCGCUGUUAGAAUCCGUGAGAUUUUGUGAAUGCGUCAAAUAGUGACGGUGCGCAGAUCGAUUAUUGUAGCCAUUGUAUAGGCAUCUUUACUGCUUGUUAUAAUAGGAUACAGAUCUUCUCCACGGGUCAAUAUACCAUAAUCAACUGCUUGGUCUGUAUAUCAUAGCUACUUUCGGCUACUAUAUAUUUCCCCGUCUCCGCAGUGCGUCUUCGUGUGAAAGCUGAGCAUGUGACCCGUUCAAGCGCUCAUAUCGCACGGCGGUGAUCAGUGUAAUCUAUGAAACCCCCAGCCUACAUUAAUCCGCCGACGCAGGGCUGCUUGCCCAAGUCCAUCAGCCACAUCUCCCACCACUUCACUCACAUUGCCCGCUGCAAUGAGUGACUUUUCCUUGGAGUCGCCUGGAGACGGCUCUAGUGAGACUCAAAGCAGUCGUGGUGGUGAGCAUAUGUUUGAUUGUUAUCGAGGAACAAAGCUUACUAUACUAGGUGUGAUGAUUCCUACCGACCGCGUUACCAAGACCGCUAUAGGCUUGGACGCAAUCAAUGCAAACCUGAAGAAUGGCCCUAUCGAAGAUACGGCGGAGAAACUGCAAGGCCUCGUCGACUUCUUCAAUCCAACGCACGAUUUAGCAGUGGUUGAAGAUGACCCCGUCUUCGACAACAGAGCCAAUUUUCUGAGAUUACGGCGAAGAUCUCCGCCAAAGCUUCCACCCUCUCUGCACGCAUGCCUCCCUAUGAUGCCCACGCCGAAAAAGAUUGUUACACACUGGGACAGCAUGGAACACCAGCGCUCGAACGAUAAGAAACCUUUCGAAGAUUGCAUUGCGAACAUCGAGGAUACUGUAGAGGUAGCGCGAAAGAUCGUGCCCCGUGUCGCCGCAAAUAUCACCGCUCUCAGCAACACAGCUGAAGACCAUACGGAUAUGUUGCGACGCCUUGGCGCAUUUGUACACGUGCUUCGGACGCCACAUGAUGGCACUACCACAGCGACUAACGAAGACAUCAAGACCAUCGAUAAAACUGCGUCAAGCAUCAGGAAGAUCGCCAAAGAUGACGUUUCCGACGUGAGCCGACAACUUCAAAAGAUAGAGAAGUCCGUCGAAUAUGUCGAUGCCGGCCUGUCGACUAUCGGGAAGAAGGUUGCUGAAAAUGUCGCGGACAGCAUCAAACACAAUAUCGAAAUCGCAGCGACUAUCCAAGCUAUGCACGACCUAGCCGACUCUAUGAGCUCCCAACUGUCUAUCAUCCAGGAGCAAGUUGUUGACGACAAGACCAACGAAGAAAUAGCAGCUGUCUCGACACAGUUGGAACGCUUUGGUUCGACCGCAACCUCAAAGCUGACCAAGAUUGAGGAAGAAGUCGGCAAUGUCGCCUUACAUAUCGCUAAUGUCGCUCAGAACCAGGUUUCAUAUUCUUCCGCUAUGGAUAAGAUGUAGUGACGGUUCUGUGAGACCCAGGAAACAGAGCUGGGUGCUGUCAUGGAGUAUCUCGUAGGGAUUUAGUCUGCUGUGGAUAGUGUGAAGGGGGCUAUGUGUACUUCCUCAGCAGUAUCACCAAUGUAAUAGCGUAUGUAUAAGCGGUAGGAUGCACAAACCAAGAAAGUGACGACCGAAAUGGCCGCACCGGUCAACACGGCUGCAGUUUGCUCCAGCGCGGACAUCAAGCACUUCUAAAAUUUGACUGCCCGCUCUUGUACCAUUGAGAAGAAGACCUCUGGGAUGUAAUCUCUGUCCGAAAAUACAGAAGAUAGUUUCAAGGACUCAGUCUCUACUCGCGCCAACACAGUUGCAAUUCUGGACCAGCUUGGGAAGAUUUCAUCAGAUUGCAGGACUUUCUACCGUCCAGGCCAAGGAUCACAUAUUUAUAAUGGAUACGAU